UUUAAUAACAAAUAAAAGUUUAUUUAAUUAUAUGCCAACGUUGUAUAAAAGUAUAUUAAAACUUGGUAUUGAAACAGUUGGAAAGAAUUUCUAUUGUACAAAAAUAUCUACGAACAGUAUUAAAAUGGCUGGCAGCAAAGUAUUAAAACGGAUGGAUGUUAUCAAAUCACCAGAAGAUUUACGAGAGUAUCGUGGUUUAGAACUUGUAAAUAAACUUAAAGUUUUAAUUGUUAGUGAUCCAACGACUGAUAAAUCAGCGGCUGCUUUAGAUGUUAAUAUUGGUUUUAUGAGUGAUCCUGAUAAAUUACCUGGUCUUGCACAUUUUUGUGAACAUAUGUUAUUCUUGGGUACGGAAAAAUACCCAAUUGAAAAUGAAUAUACAAAAUUUUUAAGUCAACACGGUGGUUCCAGUAAUGCUUGCACAUAUGCUGAUCAUACCAAAUAUUUCUUUGAUGUUGUACCAGAAAAAUUGGAACCUGCAUUAGAUCGAUUUGCUCAAUUUUUUAUAGCACCUUUAUUUACUGAAGAUGUAACCGAUAGAGAAUUAAAUGCAGUUAAUUCUGAGCAUGAGAAAAAUAUUCCAAACGAUACAUGGCGCUUAGAUCAAUUAGAUAAGCAUACAGGCGAUCCAAAACAUCCGUAUAGUAAAUUUGGAACUGGUAAUAAAGAUACUUUGGAUACCAUACCCAAAGAACAAGGUAUUAAUGUUCGUGAUGAACUUUUGAAAUUCCAUGAUAAAUGGUACUCAUCAAAUAUUAUGGCUUUGUGUGUGCUUGGAAAAGAGCCUUUGGAUGAAAUUGAAGAUAUGGUUGUACGAUUAUUUUCUGAUAUUAAAAAUAAAGAUGUGACUUCUCCAAGAUGGGAUGAUCAUCCAUUUACUGAUGAUUAUCUAAAAUUAUUUGCAAAAAUAGUGCCUAUCAAAGAUGUUCGUAAUUUAAAUAUUACAUUUCCAAUACCGGAUUUACAUGAAUACUAUAAAUCUGGGCCAGGAAAUUAUAUCAGUCAUUUAAUUGGACAUGAAGGACCUGGUAGUUUAUUAUCUGCUUUAAAGGCUCGUGGUUGGUCUAGUAAUCUAUUUGGUGGAUUUUUACGUCCAUCACCUAGAGGUUUUGGAUUUUUUGGUGUAUCAAUGGAUCUUACUGAAGAAGGAAUGGAUCAUAUUAACGAUAUUAUCGUUACUGUAUUCCAGUACAUCAAUCUGUUGAAAAGUGAUGAACCACAAAAAUGGAUAUUUGAAGAACAAAAAAAUAUUAUGGCUAUGCAUUUUCAUUUUAAAGAUAAAGAGGUUCCAAUUAGUUUCGUGGCGAAUCAUGUCCAUAAUUUACAGGAAUAUCCUAUGAAUGAAGUAUUAUCCGGCGGCUAUUUAUUAGAAGAAUGGAGACCAGAACUUAUUACUCAAGUGCUGGAAUAUCUUAAACCAGAAAAGUCCAGGGUCGCAAUUGUAGCACAAAAGUAUGCAAACCGUCCAGAAAAUGAACGUGAACCAUGGUAUGGAACUGAAUAUAGCUUAAGCAAAAUUUCCGAUGAGACAAUACAAAAUUGGAAUUCAGCUGGAUUUUGUUCAGAAUUGCAUUUACCACCUGUCAAUGAAUUUAUACCAACAGAUUUUUCAUUAAGACCUAAGGAUGACGAUAUAACUCAACAUCCGGCAAUAAUUUAUGAUUCGUCUUUAAUUCGAUUAUGGUUUAAACAAGAUGAUGAAUAUAAAUUACCAAAAGCAACUGUUCGAUAUGAUUUUGUUAGUCCUCUAGCUUACCUGGACCCAUUAAAUUAUGAUUUAACUCAUCUUUUUGUCGUACUAUUUCGUGAUUCUUUAAAUGAAUACGCAUAUGCAGCUGAAAUUGCUGGCUUAAAAUGGGACUUAGCGAACACAAAAUAUGGUAUGGUGUUAGCUGUCAAUGGAUAUAGUUCCAAACUACACAUACUAUUGGAACGGGUUAUAGGAAAAUUAGUUAAUUUUGAAAUUGAUCCAAAACGAUUCGACAUAAUGAAGGAAAAUUACACUAGAGAAUUGAAAAAUUUCACAACUGCUCAACCUUAUCAACAUGCUGUCUACUAUUUAGCUAUGUUAUUAACGGAAAGUGCAUGGAAUAAGGAAGAAUUAUUAGCGGCAUUAGAUCAAGUAACUGUUGAACGCUUAAAGGAAUUUAUACCAAGUUUGUUAUCCAAAUUACAUAUUGAAGGAUUAAUUCAUGGCAACUUUAAUAAGGCAGACGCGUUACAAUUAGGAACAAAAGUUGAAGAACAAAUAAAUCAAUCAUUUGCUAUUACUCCAUUAUUACCACGUCAAUUGGUAUUGAACAGGGAAAUCGAUUUAGAUGAUGGUUGUAAUUAUUUGUACGAAAUUGAAAAUAAUAUUCAUCGAAGUUCGUGUACAAGUUUAUAUUAUCAAUGUGGAAUGCAAAAAACUGAAUCAAACAUGUUGUUAGAAUUAUUUUUACAAAUUAUUUCCGAACCAUGUUAUGAUAUUUUACGUACAAAGGAACAAUUGGGUUAUAUGGUUUUUAGUGGGUUAAGACGUUCAAAUGGCGUACAAGGAUUACGGAUUAUUGUUCAGUCCGAUCGACAUCCUAAUUUUGUAGAUAGUCGAAUUGAGGAAUUUUUAAAAUCAAUGCUGGAUUACAUAACGAAUAUGCCGGACGAAGAAUUUAAAUUACAUAAAGAUGCGUUAGCAGCACAACGAUUAGAAAAACCAAAACGAUUAUCUGGACUAUCAGCACGUUUUUGGAACGAAAUUUCUAAUCAACAAUAUAAUUUUGAUCGUGCUCAAAUUGAAGUGGCUUAUUUAUUAACAAUAACCAAAUUGGAUAUUAUUAAUUUCUUUGAAAACUUCUUUUUGGAGAAUGCAAAACAACGGAAUAAAUUAGCCGUACAUGUUCUAUCAACGGCCGAAGGUGGUGCUGGUAAAAUAGACAAUAACGUGGAUGCUAAUGUUAUCGAACAAGAGGCACGGAAUAAAAUCACAGAUCCAAAUGUAUUUAAGAGUACACAAUCAAUGUUCCCGCUAGUACAACCGUAUAUAGAAAUAGUUCGAAAGGGAAGUCGAAGUAAAUUGUAAUUUUUAGAAUAUUGAUAUUAUUAAAAAAUAAAUAAAAAAAUAUGUAUGCACAUUGUGCGUGUGGCGUGAAAUAUACAGUUUUAGUACUUAACAACAAA
Messenger RNA from Chrysoperla carnea, 3156 nucleotides. RefSeq names its product insulin-degrading enzyme (gene Ide). The coding region runs from base 32 to 3058 and encodes 1008 amino acids. Gene Ontology annotation, cellular component: mitochondrion; cytosol. The record is from RefSeq and is a predicted model, not a curated record. NCBI's taxonomy places the organism in Eukaryota, Metazoa, Arthropoda, Insecta, Neuroptera, Chrysopidae. Gene Ontology annotation, biological process: peptide catabolic process. The transcript has 20 exons. Gene Ontology annotation, molecular function: metalloendopeptidase activity; metal ion binding.